Messenger RNA from Ilex paraguariensis (yerba mate), 344 nucleotides. NCBI's taxonomy places the organism in Eukaryota, Viridiplantae, Streptophyta, Magnoliopsida, Aquifoliales, Aquifoliaceae. The record is from the annotation of a GenBank genome assembly.
AUGGCCGAUACAGGCAUUCAGAAGCAUGGACAUGGAUCAGAUACAGGCAUUCAGAAGCAUAGGCAUUCAAGGCUCAGGCUUAGAUCAUCAUGGCACCGACUGCUGGAAUCUUCUUUAGUCUCCAAAGCUAAUUUGCAGGGCGUUGCAUUUCGUAUAUCUUCCACUGCUAGGAAUCCUUUGUAUUGUUUAUUGGAUCUUUGAGCUGGAUAUUCAUCUUCUACAAAUUCUGGAUUUUCAUCUUCUCUCAGGGUUCUUUCUCUUUGAACGGCGCUUAAUAUGGCUGUUUUUUAGAAUUCAGGCUCUUCAUCUCUUCAUCUCCUUCACUCGUUGGAUUUGUAGAGCUU